This is a messenger RNA of Actinia tenebrosa (Australian red waratah sea anemone), 356 nucleotides long. Its product is annotated as DNA-directed RNA polymerases I and III subunit RPAC1-like. Gene Ontology annotation, cellular component: RNA polymerase III complex; RNA polymerase I complex. Gene Ontology annotation, molecular function: protein dimerization activity. Lineage: Eukaryota; Metazoa; Cnidaria; Anthozoa; Actiniaria; Actiniidae. Gene Ontology annotation, biological process: DNA-templated transcription. The record is from RefSeq and is a predicted model, not a curated record.
CUACAGCGUCGUACAGACUUCUUCCAGAAAUAGUGAUCACAAAACCUUGUGAAGAUGAGCUCGCAGACAAACUCGCUUCUUGCUUCUCGAAAGGCGUUAUCAAGAUAGCAAAUGAGAAUGGAGUAAAAAGUGCGUACGUUGCUGAUGCCAGACGGGAUACAUGUAGUAGAGAAGUGCUGAGACAUGACGAUCUGAGAGACCGAGUACGACUGUCCCGUAUUCGGGAUCACUUUAUUUUUUCAAUAGAGUCGACAGGAGCAUUGCGCCCCGAUAUUCUGAUGUGCGAAGCCAUCAAAUGUUUAAAGGAAAAAUGUCGUUUGUUCCUGGACGAGCUGGAUUCAAACAUAGACAGCUAG